Molecule: messenger RNA, 5294 nt
Organism: Oryctolagus cuniculus (rabbit)
Lineage: Eukaryota; Metazoa; Chordata; Mammalia; Lagomorpha; Leporidae
Source: RefSeq, a predicted model, not a curated record
AUGUCUAUAACGGUUACAAACUUGAUGUCAUUUCAGGGCAAUGACUCUGACACAGAAAACAGAGAUUCCCCUAAUAGGACACGCCAUCCUGCUGGAAAGCUCAAGGAUAAAACCUGUCAGAGUCCACUAAUGAGGCCUAGCAAACUGAGCACUUGCUCACAUGAGCAUGCAGUGUGUGGCUCCAGUACCAGGUCAAGAACUGCGUAUCUGUACUGUGGCCAGGCUCAGGAAGGCUGCUCAUUCCUGGACACUCCUUCCACUGAGAGGCCUGUGGGCUGGCGUCCUUGUGUGCGGUUCCUGGCUACAAGUCGCUGUCCCGCGGUGGCUGAGCCCGCCUCUCACCAGGCUUCUGAGGAGAACCUGGUCAGCCUGGAGUGUGAGAAGGCGCUCUCGCCCACGCCGGAGCAGAAGCCCAGGCACUGCACUGCUCGCGGCUGCCGCCCUGGCCGCGAGCAGAGCUUCAGGACGGCCUCAGCGCGUCCCGCAGGCCAGGAGCAUCGUGGGCUCCUCCGUGAGGGACAGUGUCAAGUGCAUCGUGAUGUGGCCGCCAGCCUGGUCCGCUACAGAAGCACUGGACCCUCGCCUCCAGAGACGUGCAGAGCGCGGUUCGCCUCCUGCUGCCCGGGGAGCUCCACAAGCACGCGGGCGUGGAUGGCACGAAGGCCCUCCCGAAGCUCUGCAGAUGCAGGAGAAUUGCUGUGUUCAUCAUCUACCUUUUUCGUUCUUGUGAUCUCAGUUUAGGGUGAAACCCUGCAUAGCUUUGUUUCCUGGGAAAUGCCAGCGGGUAGCACUGGUAAGUAGACAUGAAAACCCACUUCACCUCCUGUAGACCAGAUAUUGAAAGGGUUUUCAGAUAUGUAAAUGUCAUCCAUGCGUCUACAUUUUUAUAAGUGCAAUUUUCAUGUCAGUAUGCUGUGGGUAUUAACAUGCUCUGUAUUAUAUUGUGAUUUGAAAAAAUGAAUUUUAAUAGAUUCAUCAAAAUCUCUGUUUAUGAAUUUUACAGCAAAUACUGGCUGAUAAAAACCACAUAAAAGUUCUUUGGGUCCUACUAAUCUUUAGACAUGCAAAGAUUUCAUGAGGCCAAAAUAUUUUAAUUAGGUCCUCAUCUGCAGUGCAAUCAAAUCAACAGAAAUGUGUUGAUUGAUGAAGCCUUUAGAAAUAUUCUAUGCUUGCUAGUCAAGAUUUUCAAAUCAUAGUGCUGUUGAAAAGCUGUCUAGACACCUUCCUCAUUCUCAUUAGCACACAUGACAUUGGGCGGUUGUUUCAGGAGCCUGUGUUCACAGUAACGUGUGUGUGUGUGUGUGUGUGUGUUCUAGGCAUUUUAGGAAACAUAAUGCAUGUCAAAAAUUCACAUAUGCUGUUCUAACACCUUUUGAGAUGAGCAGAUUUUGUCUUUAGAUGUGUUCAUCUAAAUCAUCUUUAGAGAUUUUCCAGUGUUACAUGAUCAUUUUCUCCUGGGUGAUUUUUGCGGAUGGUUGAUAUCCUUUUACGUGUGUCCUCAUGUUGGCUAUCCUGACUGUGCACAGUCAGCAAUGGGUCACAGCCUGAGUGUCUCAUGAUGUGUGUACCCUUACUUGGGCACGUGUUCCUUCACAGGCCCCUGAAGCCCCCACUGUAUCCUAAGGGCUUCAGUUUCCAAGCAGCUGCCAGGCUCUGAAGUUUAAGUGGGCUCCCUCUGCAGUAAGAAGCUGGGUGUAGGGUAGGGCAAACCGGGGCUCAGGGGAGUGAGCGUGAUCCCUUAGAUAGCUUUCCUCCACCUGUCUUUGUACCUCCAGCAACCUGGGCUCAUCGUGUUUGACAUACAGCUGUGCUCACAAUGUGGAUUGUCCUCAGCUCUGCACACUUCCCACCGGGGCAGGCUCUGCAUUCCAGGAAUGCUCCUGCCCCUGUUCAUAACCACUCAGCCCUGAACAAGGUGGAUGGUACUCAGAAUCUCCUUAAAUCACAUUCCUAGUUUUUGAUUUGCUGUUCUCUCCUCAGUGAUGGUUUGGCUACUCCUUCCAACAGGUUAGAUCCAACCUUCACACGAGGAAGUUGUGGAUCCUCACCCAGAACCUGUGUAAGGGUGGCGAAAGGAACUUAACAUGAGCCUUCCUAGUUCUAUAAUUUGUUUUCUGAUAAGUGUGGACAGUUUCAACAGUUAAAACGGCCCUGGGAAUAAUUGUGCUGGCGACAACAGGGGAAAUUAAGACAUGUGGACACCCUCCUAAGGAAAAGAUGUACGGAUGGUAUAUCGGUAUCUCUGGGUGUUGGCAAUUUGCACAGAUUUGUGGGAUAAUGGGAGUGUGUUGCUUUCUGUGUCAUGUUGUUGUUCGUGAUUUGUUCCCUUAGAAGCUCUGGAGCCUUUUUUUUGAGACAAAUCGUGUUUCCCAGCUCAAUGAAGAGGGCGAAGAAGCACAACACAGUGAGUGUCCAUCUGUGUCUUGCUGAUGUGAGCAGUGUUGAAUGGGACCAUACUGGAGAGCAAAGCUGUUCGUUAAUCUCUGGCUCUUUCUUAGCUCAUCUAAGCAUUUAAAAAAGUUUUAGCAGAUUUUUACCUACUAUUUCUUUUCUUAAAAAUAUUUAUGUAUUUGAAAGUCAUAGUUACAGAGAGAGACAGAGGCAGAGAGAGAGAGAAUGAAUGACUGACUGAAUGAAUGAAUCUUCUGUUAGUUUACUCCCCAAAUGGCCACAAGUACAUGGCUGGGCCAGGCUGAAGCCAGGAACCAUGAACUUCUAGGUCUCACAUGUGGGUGCAGGGACUCAAGUUCUUGGGCCGUCUUCUGGAGCUAUCCCAGUUGCAUUAUCAGGGAGCCAGAUCAGAAGUGCAGCCGCUGGAACUUGAACCCAAACCCAUAUGGAAUGCUGGCAUCCCAGCUAGUAGCUUAGCCAACACCACAAUACUGGCCUCUUGUCUAGUAUUUCUAUACCUUUUGGCUGCAAGUAUUUUGACUAAUCUCAUGUGGACUAUAUUUAGAAGAAAUCUAAGGAUUCCUUGAAAGCCUAAACUAGAUUAGGGUCACUUGGUGGCACUCUGUGAAUGCAGUUUUUUUUAAAGAUUUAUUUAUUUGUUUUGAAAGAGUUACAAAAGAGUUAGAGAGAGAGAAAGAGAGAAAGAGGGAGGGAGGGAAGGAGUUUCCAUCUACUUAUUCACUCAGCAGAUGACCUCAAUGCCCAGUCAUUGGCCAAGCUGAAGCCAGGAGCUUAGAGCUUCAUCCAGGUCUCCCACAUGGGUGGCAGGGUCCCAGUUACAUGGGUCAUCUGCUCCUGCUUUCCCCCAGCGAUUAUCAGGGAGCUGGAUCAGUAGUGGAGCAGCUGGAGAUGAACCUGUGCCCAUAUGGGAUGCUGGUGUUGCAGGCAGUGGCUCAACCUACUAUGCCACAAAUGCUGGCACCAAGGGUGCAGGUUCUGUAGUCAGAUGAGAUCUGGCUUCGACCCCCAGCUGUACCUCCUACUGCGUGCACUGCCUUGGGUAAGUGCCUUGACAUCUCUGAGACUCAGUUUCCCAUCUGUAGAACCAGGGUCUCAAGGUAUCCCGAGGGUUCAGUGGGAUGAGGCAGAGAGCUGGGUGCACAUCCAGCAAUGACUGAUGGUGGCUGUGCUUACUUAUCCUAAGUUGUGAGAUUCAUGCCCUCAGGCAAGUAGGGGGUGGGAAUCCCUGCCAGACUGCUCUGUGGACUGACUCACCUGGUUACCUGGGUGCCCUAUGUUUGCUUAGGGCUGACCCUGAGAUAAGGGAGGAUGAGUUUUCCCUCCUAGGCCUCACAUUAGGAAAGUGGCAGAGAUAAAGCUGCUCUGAGACGUGAUGGGAGGUUGCUAGGGAGCAAUUGGCAAGUGCCUUGUUGUCUCAGUGGCCUUUGGGGAUUGCUGACUCAGGGCUUUGUGGCAAGGUGCUGCUCUUCACACCAAGGAAACCUUGCUUCCCUCCAUCCACCAACCCCUAACCAAAUGCUCUCCCCCGUUCCAGUCUGUGCUUGAAGCCUAGGUCCUGUAUUCAAAUGACUGGAACUCCCUAGCCUACAGUGACUGCCCCCUCCCCCAGUCUGAGAAAGCAACCUGUUAGGGUGUAAACACAGCCAGCCUGCAUUAGUCUACUCAGUUAUUUCUGUGACAGUGAGGGCUGGGCCAGUUGGAAGCCAGGAGCUGCCAUGUGUGGGUGGCAAAGGUCCCGGUACUUGGGUCAUCUGCUGCUGUCUUCCCAGGUGCAUAAGCAGGGAGCUGGACCUGAACCACCGCGGCUGGAAUUCAAACUCAGUCCAGAAUGGGAUGCCGGCAUUCGUAAAUGCAGAGCUGGGACUUUAAUUCCAGCACAGUCCAGGCUUUCCUGGGCGGAAGCAUUCGUGGAUGCAGGACUGUCCCUGUUAGGACCAGAAAAGUCCUGGGCCAACCAACUUGGAGGAGUUGUUCAUCCUGUGGGGGACUGUAAGGAGUCCGUGUCCUUGGAGCUUAAACUUCAAGGCAGGAAGAAGGGACAGAGGACAUCGGGGAGGCGAGCAGGGGCCAGGGUGCAAAGGGCUUGGUGUGCCACAUUAAGGAACUCGUGCUUGUUUACCAGACACCCAGGAGUCAUUGAAGAGGUUUAGGCAGGGAAGUGAGUCAUGGUGCUGCUGUCAGAUUCGCAUUUCAGUCACAUUGCCCAGCAGCUUUACAGAGUGGGAGGCAGGAGGGCACUGCCUAGUCCGCGGAAGGAUGAAGAAGGCCCUGACUGUGGCAGUAGGCCUGGGCUGGAGGGAGGAGACUCAUGAGCACUAGGGAGGUAAACGUGGGAGGGAAAGUGUGUGGGAUGGAGGGGCAGGGGCAUUGACAGGAACGUUCUGGGUUUAGAAAGACUUCAUGCACCAUUUAACCUGAUAAAACAUGGAAGAGAGACAUAUAAUCAACCCCACAGCCACAUGUCCAAAACCAGUGCAUGGAAUGAAGUUAUUCAGAAUCACUUGUGCCCCCAGGUAGCCCUGCCCUCUCUCAGUUCCCCUUUCAUCCCAAUGUAACUCCUGCAUUCCAUUAAUCUUCUCAAUGCCAUGAAUUUCUGUAAACUUCUACUACAGAGAUGAGAACUGGUGAAAAACAGAUACUGCUAGCAGAGUUUUGAAUUUUUCUGUUUUAUAUAAAUUUAUGCCAUGAUGUAAUGUUCUGUAACAAGCUGUUCUCUAUCAUAAAUGUGUAUAUCUGCAAUGACCUUGCUCUGAUUCUCUUGCUUGCUGCAUGCAUUCAACUGUGUUAAUUCCAUACCCCAAUCUACCCAUCCGUUUUGCUGUGGACACCCAUUUGCAUGGUUUCUACAAUUUUGCCCUAAAAAUAAAGUGCUGCAAACAACG